Molecule: messenger RNA, 1470 nt
Organism: Lepisosteus oculatus (spotted gar)
Lineage: Eukaryota; Metazoa; Chordata; Actinopteri; Semionotiformes; Lepisosteidae
Gene: hmbsa
Product: hydroxymethylbilane synthase a
Biological process (GO): heme biosynthetic process
Cellular component (GO): cytoplasm
Molecular function (GO): hydroxymethylbilane synthase activity
Source: RefSeq, a predicted model, not a curated record
UAGCGCUUCGCUCUUGUCCUCUCUGACAGUUUGGCGCGUUGUAGCCGGGAUUGCUGCAGUUUCCUGUUCAGCGCGUACAGAACAGGACAACCUUCACGGCACAGCCGAUCUCCUCUCUCUCCCACGCUGACGGUGUCGAAGGGACAGGGAUGUCACGCGAGCCCGGCGCCCAGGAUGGGAACGGAAAAGCCAGCCAAGUCAUACGGAUGGGAACCAGGAAGAGCCAGCUGGCUCGGAUUCAGACCGACAGUGUGGCAGAGAAGCUGAAGAGCCUCUACCCUGAGGUGCAACUCGAGAUCGUUGCCAUGUCAACGACUGGGGACAAAAUCCUGGAUACGGCUUUGUCAAAGAUUGGAGAGAAAAGCCUCUUCACCAAGGAACUGGAGAACGCCUUGGAGAGGAACGAGGUGGACCUGGUUGUGCACUCCCUUAAGGACCUGCCCACCUCUCUGCCUCCUGGCUUCACCAUCGGAGCUGUGCUCAAGCGUGAAAAUCCCCAUGAUGCAGUGGUUCUUCACCCAAAGAAUGCUGGGAAAACCCUGGGCACUCUCCCAGAGAAGAGCGUCGUCGGCACCAGCUCAUUGCGGCGAGCUGCCCAGCUGAAGAAGAGGUUUCCUCACCUGGAGUUCAAAGAUAUCCGGGGGAACCUGAACACCCGCCUGAAGAAGCUGGACGAGAAGGAGGACUUUGCAGCGAUCAUCCUGGCGGCCGCCGGGCUCCGCAGGAUGGGCUGGGAGAACCGCGUGGGCCAGGUCCUGGGUCCUGAAGACUGUAUGUACGCCGUUGGCCAGGGUGCUCUGGCAGUGGAGGUGCGUGCCUGUGACAAAGACAUCCUGGACAUGGUGUCCGUGCUGCACGACCCCGACACCGUGCUGCGCUGUAUCGCCGAGAGAGCCUUCCUCAAGUACCUGGAGGGCGGCUGUAGCGUGCCAGUGGCGGUGCACACCGAGAUCAAGGACUCCCAGCUCUACCUGACGGGUGCUGUGUACAGUCUGGACGGCUCAGACAGCCUGAAGGAGACCAUGCAGACCAGCGUCGCCUCGGACAAGCAGGAGGAGGACGGGGUGGACGACGGCGCCCAGCGGGUGGGCAUCACGGCGGGGAACGUGCCCCACCUGGCACAGGAAGCGGCAGAGAAGCUGGGGGUGGACUUGGCCAAGCUCCUGCUGAGCAAAGGUGCCAAGGAGAUCUUGACCGUGGCCAGGCAGCUCAAUGACGCCAAGUAACCCUUGCUCUCCGCAUCACCCCACCCCCGGGGGGCCAAGCAGAAAGUUUCCACCCCACCAGGAGGCUCAUCAGAAUAGAUCGUUCAUGCUAGAGGUGACUCUGACCAAUCCCCUCCCGUACUCCCAGUGACACCCUCCCUGUCUCGAAUUGCAGCACGUCAGCUUCUCCCUGUGAACACCUGAAACAAGCCGCUGUGGUUUGUUGACGUCCUAGAAAACUGAAUAAACUCAGGUGUUUGGUUUU